Molecule: messenger RNA, 16101 nt
Organism: Mus caroli (Ryukyu mouse)
Lineage: Eukaryota; Metazoa; Chordata; Mammalia; Rodentia; Muridae
Source: RefSeq, a predicted model, not a curated record
UAUUGGAGAGAAUGCAGCUAGAAUGGGGACCCGUGGAAUGCACGACUGACAUACAACUGUGUCCUGGGGUCCCGGUGUCCGCUAUUCUGCGUGUGCUCUCUGGAGAUGAGACUAUGGGGGGCAUUUCUCAUUCAGACCCUCACACAAUCCUAACAGUUUUUGGUGGUGUUUGUUUUUAAACACGGAUUCUUACUCUAUAGUCCCAGGUUGUCUUGGAACGGACUAGCCCAGGCCAGUUCCUGACUCCCAGCAGUCCUCCUGCCUUGCCUUCCCUGGGCCUGGAUUGAAUGCAUGAACCACGCACUCUUACCUUCUUGUUAAAGGCUGGAAACACUUGAUUCUUGUGCUCUCCUCUAUUGACAUGGGAUCACUUAUUUCUCAAAUUCUAACAUAGUCUUAAAGAAUAAUAGUUCAUGGAAGGAAAGGUUUGCAGAGCCUGUGCCACAGGCUGUAUAUUAGGCUCUGGAGAGAGAUUCCAGAGUCUUCAUCCUGGCAGUGCUUUCCUCUAAGGUAUAUUGGCCUAAGUGUGGCCUCCUCCAGUUUCUUGGAAGGUCACUGGUAAGGAGGCUAGAAUCUUCAUCUUGCAGGUUUGUGAAAGGCAAGAGGAAAACAAAACCAAAGCUGCGUUCAUGUUCUCUCCCUAGCACUGUUGAGAUGCCUGGCGCAUGCCCAGUUCUCACUACAGUCAUUGCAACCACACACAAAGGCGAUCGCUUCUCUGGAUUUAUACCUAAUGGAAUAAACAUUGAGAUGAGCUUUUUAAUGUACCUGUAAGCUUUAUUAAAUUUCCUUUCUAUAGUUUUAGAAUUAAGAGUACUAAGUUCUAGAAAUGAUCUUUAAAAAAACAAAACAAACCCAAAAAACCAGCUGUCUGUAAAGUGAGUCCUUGCGGGCUUCAGUGACUACGCCUCGGAGGGGCAUAUCCCUGUCCUCUGCAGAAGGGGCCUCCUGGGGCAGUCGCCUGCCUGCCUGCCUGACUGGGAGCUGCCUUUGCCCGAGCCUUGGUCCUUCUCCUCAGUGAGCUGGGAAGUGUGGGCUGGUGUCUGCUGGAGAAACAGUGGCAUCCAGGAUUCACGGGGGAAAGUGAGCCCAUCAACCCCAUGAUGGUAGGGGGUGACUGGCCUAAUUACUUCCCUGCUACUGUGCAGAGACACCAUGACUGAGGCCACUAUAAAAGAAAGCAAUGAAUUGAGGGCUUGCUUACGUUUUCAGAAGACGGGUUCCAUGACCAUCAUGACGGGAAGCACAACGACAAGCAGGGAGAUGUAGAACUGGAGCGGUGGCUGAGAGCUUAACCAGAGGUGCUAAGGGAUGAAGGAGAGACCAGGCCUGGCGUGGCCUAUGAAACCUCAGAUCCCACUCCCAGGGACACCUCCUCCCACAAGGCCACAUCUCCUAAUCCUUCCUAAACAGUCCUACCAACUGGGAACAAACACUUAGGUCUACAGGGACAAUUCCCAUUCAGACCACUACAGGGAGACUUCCCCUUUUUCCUGUCUUGCUAUUACAUGAGACCUCAGAACUUAAAGUAAGAGAGUAAGACCAGCGGUACAUGUAUAGAAAUCAAUAGCCUUUCCCAGACCUCUGAGGGGUAUCCUAGACAGCUGUGUAACUUGGUAAACGUGCCCCGUCUUAUCUGUAGUGAUGGACUAUUGAAGGCCAGCCCGGGUCUUUCUUCUUGGGAGAUGCUUGUUUAGAACUGCUUGUCUUGCUUAAAACCAAGAUGGUAUCAUCUGUGAUUGUGUGACCACCACAUUUCUCCUUGAAAACACCGACUUUGAAGGCACCAGCUCGUUUGUCUUCACUCUGCAGAGUGGGUUUGGAAGGCAGGUUCUCUGUGGCCAGUUGCUUGGGUCUUUGUGAUGCCUGGCAGCUUAGCGAUGUGCUCAGUUACUGUGAGCAGAUUCGCCUUGAUGGCCAUUGUAAGGCAAUGCCUGGCCUGGGAGCUCUUGCUUGGGGACAGUGAGAUAUCGCCAUUUAAUCCAGUAAUUAAAACACGAAUGCUAGAGUGGCUUGAAUAAAGAGAGGCCAUCCCUGAAAGAUGGUUGUGGGUACUAUGCUGUCAGGUGCUCAGUGUUGUCCCUAGCGACAUGCCACCCAGACUUUCAAGGACAAAAGCAGGAUAGUGACUACAAAGUAACUGGGUGCUCUGAUUCAGGGUAGAGCCACCAACCCCAAGGGACUGCACCUCUCCACUUCCGUCCGGUACAGCAGAGAUCCUAAGAGCACAUACUGGGUUAUUCUGUCCCCACUGACGUGUGCGUUGUGUUAGAAAUGAUUUGUUGGGGUUUUUCAGGUUUGAGAUCUGAGGUCUGUGUGUUCCCCCUCAUUCUGAUCCUCACCCUCAAGCUCCUUUUUCCUGUAUUGACCUUGGCUGGGGUAGAGUUGGAUGUGGAUGUUGGUAGAGCAAAGGGAAAUAUACAGAGAACAACAGAGGUGCAAAGGUAUUGUCGUCAGGAAAAUCCAAAGGGCCACCCUGUGUCAUUUGCAGCUGCGGGAAAUGUGUCUUUAGCCUGAGUGCUGGGGGUGUUUACAGAGUGACAGAGUGUCUCCCCACACUGUCCUUGGCUGCCUUUGGUGGACUGGAGGUUCUUUGGACGACAGAAUACAUGAUAGACAGGAACAGGAAUUGAGAAUUCAUCUGCGUGGUGAAGCAGCCCACUGUUUGAUUCAGAAACCCCGACCCAGCCAACUGCCUCUCAGCAGCUGCAGGAAGCCACUGUGUCUUCACUGCACUUGUUCAGAGUGGAGAUUGCUCUCCUGUCUGGGGUGGACACUGGCUGAAGGCAGAGCAUAAACUCUUGAAAGCACUGGGGGGCCCCUAGCCCUCCGGGUGCAGACACACAUGUGGAUCUGUGAAUUUGAGGAGUGCCAGGGUUACAUAGUGAGACUCUGUCUCAAAAAAAAAAAAAAGGAAGAGUGCAAAGAGGGACCUCUGAGAAAUGAAAAACUAUACAGUACCCUCCAUGAAAUUUCUUAGGUAUUUUUAUUAUUUUUCAUACUAUAUUGUUAAAAACACAGCAUGUGUUAGUAUUUUAGAAGUUAUCUUUGGAAAAAGAAAAAAAAACCGAAAAGAUAAAACCUCACUAAACCAAAAAUUUUUGUGUGACAGACUUUUCUUGGAGACAGAACACACACAGUUCUACUGACCCUAGAUAAGGAACUAAAGACAGUCCAAAGUACAAAUACCAUCAAAGUAUGACUUAGUGUAUCAUCAAGUUUUAUUGGAGUUACUUACAGGAAUAUAGGUGAGGGCUUACUUACAGGAAAAACAGUGACUCAGACAGCUGCACCACCAAAGCCAACCACAGCAUAGGUGACAAUAGCCCACCAAAGCUAGAGCACAUAGCAGUGUGCAGGCAGCUCAGGUUGGAGAAUGUCCUUUCCAGGUGGCUCUGUUGGUCAGAGCCUCUUCAGGGUAACUUGGAUGGUCUUUCUUUUAUGGAGUUUGCUGCUGAUCCCCUGUAGGUUGCUUGGUUUUGCCUUCUUCCGUGCAGCUUGCCUUGUUAUGGAGUCUUCUUUCCAGCUUGGCUUGUUCACCAAUUGACUUUACUAUUUAUAUACUCUUGGGGAAGAAGGUAUCUAGUGAAUCUGGUCCGUUUCGGGAACUUCCUGAAGCUGCUUUGUUUACUUCCUGUUAUAAAGAGCUUCUCUCAAGACUUUCACCUCCCCUUAGACCCGUUGUUUAACCUUGUGAACAUUCUGUUUUAAGCCCACACCUCCUUCAAAUGGCUGCACAACUAAUGUAUAGCUUAAUUGGAUCACGUUUUGGCUUUAAGUUUCAGUGACAUUCUAUGAACUAAACCUGUAGUCAGAGUCUACAGAUUUCUCUUAGCUUUGUAAGUUCAUUCCUGUGAGUCUUUCCAAGGCCUCAGUAGUCCUAGGUUCAAGCAUCCUGUUGUUGUGCUCCUUUUGGAAUUCAAAGAAUGGAUGUAGAACAUCAUGCCAGUGUCAAGUGUUGACUGAGGAUGUGGAGAAAGGACUGACUGUGAGAAAGUAACUAACGGUGAAAACAUAGAAUAGUGGUCCCUUUGGAAAAUAGUUCACACACAAGCAGCAGUUCCUCUGCUCGAUCUGCUUUGAUGGGAGAACAGACAUGCUCCAGCAAAGAUCCCCAUAGCCAGAACAGGAAUCAUCAAAAUGGCUGUCAGAUGAAAGGAAGAAGCAAAAUGUGGCUUAUUGGACUGAUAGCAUUAAAGAAUAUUCAGCAAUAAGGAAGACACUGUAGAUGCACACCAGUCUUCCUUGCAAACCAUAGCAUCAUGCCUGGGGUCAGAAGCCUGACCAGAAUACUGUGUAUUGUAUAGUCUUAUGUAUGUGGCAGACAAAACUGGGGAGACGAGCAGUUUUUUUGGUACCUUUGGGCUAGGAAUUGAAGAGGGGUUUGAUAUUAUAAAGUCACAACAGGAGACAUUGGGAGUGGUGCAUGUUCAAACAGCUUUGAUCUGAGGACACCUCCUCUCUGGUCUUCUUAGAUGAGGACACCUCCAUACAGGCCUUCUUAUAUAGUGAGCCUAAUUGAGUAGACUUGGAACAAGGAGUGGGGUUUCAUCUAGUCACAGCAAUCGUCAGCCGUUCAGUGCUGGUCAGACUCAAUUCAAAUCAGACACUCUCUCAUCUGUACUCUCUCAUCUACAAAUACUGCCUCUUCAUAGUUAGGGAGUAGAGCUGUCUGAAUCUUUGAUGAUUUGUGAAUCAUUCCUGCUUAAACGAUCUCUGAACACGGGCAUUCAAGAUCUGGAUGGCAGUGUUGGUUGUACAACUCUAAGUUUACUGAAGCCUAACAGCCCACCUAAUGUGGGUGAGCAUACUUACAUUAACAAUCAACCGUGUUGAAAGGAUGGCAGUUUACAAAUGCCUCUGCUGCUUGCUCUCUCAUCUGGUUCUAUGACGUGCAUUACCCGCUUUCAGGAGAGGAAAUGAAACCACGUGGUUGUGUCCUCACGUUCUGACCACUGCACACUGUCUGCUGAAAGCAAAGCUUUAUGGCUUAUGAAUGUUGGGAGGUUGAGACUUGCCUGAGCCUACGGAAGCGAUUGUUGAAUGAAACAGCCAGCCUGGGACAUCCAGCUUUCCCCUGUGAAGACCCUUUCCAUUUGUGCCAGCAUUUCAAUCACCUGUGGUUUCGGAAAAAUGAUGAAAUGAAAGCUAUGGAUGUUUUGCCAAUUCUGAAGGAAAAAGUCGCCUAUCUUUCAGGUGGUAGAGAUAAGCGUGGAGGUCCCAUUUUAACAUUUCCAGCCCGCAGCAAUCAUGACAGAAUACGGCAGGAGGACCUCAGGAGGCUCAUUUCCUAUUUAGCCUGCAUUCCCAGUGAGGAAGUCUGCAAGCGAGGGUUCACAGUGAUUGUGGACAUGCGCGGCUCCAAGUGGGACUCCAUCAAGCCGCUGCUGAAGAUCCUGCAGGAGUCCUUCCCAUGCUGCAUCCACAUAGCUCUGAUAAUCAAGCCCGACAACUUCUGGCAGAAACAGAGGACGAAUUUUGGCAGCUCCAAAUUUGAAUUUGAGACAAAUAUGGUCUCCUUAGAAGGCCUUACCAAAGUAGUUGAUCCUUCCCAGCUAACUCCCGAGUUUGACGGCUGCCUGGAAUACAACCAUGAGGAGUGGAUAGAAAUCCGAGUAGCUUUCGAGGAGUACAUUAGCAAUGCAGCCCAUAUGCUGUCACGGCUAGAGGAACUUCAGGAUGUUCUCGCCAAAAAGGAGUUGCCUCAGGACCUAGAGGGGGCUCGGAACAUGAUCGACGAGCACUCCCAGUUGAAGAAGAAGGUGAUCAAGGCCCCCAUAGAGGACUUGGACUUAGAAGGGCAGAAGCUGCUUCAGCGGAUACAGAGCAGUGACAGUUUCCCCAAAAAGAACUCAGGCUCGGGCAACGCAGACCUGCAGAACCUCCUGCCCAAGGUGUCCACCAUGCUAGACAGGCUGCACUCCACCCGGCAGCACCUGCACCAGAUGUGGCACGUGAGGAAACUGAAGCUGGACCAGUGCUUCCAGCUGCGGCUGUUCGAGCAGGAUGCUGAGAAGAUGUUUGACUGGAUCACUCACAACAAAGGCCUGUUUCUGAACAGCUACACGGAGAUUGGGAGCAGCCACCCGCACGCCAUGGAACUUCAGACGCAGCACAAUCAUUUCGCCAUGAACUGUAUGAACGUAUAUGUAAAUAUAAACCGCAUAAUGUCAGUGGCCAAUCGCCUGGUGGAGUCGGGCCACUACGCCUCUCAGCAGAUUAAGCAGAUUGCAAAUCAGCUGGAACAAGAGUGGAAGGCGUUCGCAGCAGCCUUGGAUGAGCGCAGCACCUUAUUGGACAUGUCCUCCAUCUUUCACCAGAAGGCUGAGAAGUACAUGAGCAACGUGGACUCGUGGUGUAAGGCCUGUGGUGAAGUAGACCUUCCCUCGGAGCUGCAGGACCUGGAAGAUGCCAUUCAUCAUCACCAGGGCAUCUACGAGCAUAUCACCCUCGCCUACUCGGAGGUGAGCCAGGAUGGGAAGUCCCUCCUUGAUAAGCUCCAGCGCCCCCUGACCCCCGGCAGCUCUGACUCCCUCACGGCCUCUGCCAACUACUCCAAGGCCGUGCACCACGUCUUGGAUGUCAUCCACGAGGUCCUACACCACCAGCGCCAGCUCGAGAACAUCUGGCAGCACCGCAAGGUUCGGCUCCACCAGAGGCUGCAGCUCUGUGUCUUCCAGCAGGACGUUCAGCAGGUGCUGGACUGGAUAGAGAACCACGGAGAAGCGUUUCUGAGCAAACAUACAGGUGUGGGCAAAUCCCUUCACCGGGCCAGAGCUUUGCAGAAACGCCAUGAGGACUUCGAGGAAGUCGCACAGAACACGUACACAAACGCAGAUAAACUGCUAGAAGCAGCAGAGCAGCUGGCUCAGACGGGGGAAUGUGACCCUGAAGAGAUUUAUCAGGCUGCCCAUCAGCUUGAAGACCGGAUACAAGAUUUUGUUCGGCGAGUUGAACAACGGAAGAUCCUGCUGGACAUGUCUGUGUCGUUUCACACGCACGUAAAAGAGCUCUGGACAUGGCUGGAGGAGUUGCAGAAGGAGCUGCUGGACGACGUGUACGCCGAGUCAGUGGAGGCCGUGCAGGACCUCAUCAAGCGAUUCGGCCAGCAGCAGCAGACCACCCUGCAGGUGACUGUGAACGUGAUCAAGGAAGGAGAAGAUCUCAUUCAGCAGCUGAGGGACUCUGCCAUCUCCAGUAACAAAACCCCACACAACAGCUCCAUCAACCACAUCGAGACGGUGCUGCAGCAGCUGGACGAGGCUCAGUCCCAGAUGGAGGAGCUCUUCCAGGAGCGCAAAAUCAAGCUGGAGCUCUUUCUACAGCUGCGCAUCUUCGAGCGGGAUGCCAUCGAUAUCAUCUCCGACCUUGAGUCGUGGAAUGAUGAGCUUUCCCAGCAAAUGAAUGACUUCGACACGGAGGACCUGACCAUUGCAGAGCAGCGCCUACAGCACCAUGCAGACAAAGCCCUGACCAUGAAUAACUUGACUUUCGAUGUCAUCCACCAAGGACAGGAUCUUCUGCAGUACGUCAAUGAGGUCCAGGCCUCUGGUGUGGAGCUGCUUUGUGACAGAGAUGUGGACAUGGCCACUCGGGUUCAGGAUCUCCUGGAGUUUCUUCAUGAGAAGCAGCAGGAGUUGGAUUUGGCAGCUGAGCAGCAUCGGAAACACUUGGAGCAGUGUGUGCAGUUGCGCCACCUGCAGGCGGAAGUGAAGCAGGUGCUGGGCUGGAUCCGAAAUGGAGAGUCCAUGCUAAACGCUGGGCUCAUCACGGCCAGCUCGCUGCAGGAAGCGGAGCAGCUGCAGCGAGAACACGAGCAGUUCCAGCACGCGAUUGAGAAAACGCACCAGAGCGCGCUGCAGGUACAGCAGAAGGCCGAGGCCAUGCUGCAGGCCAACCACUAUGACAUGGACAUGAUCCGGGACUGUGCAGAGAAGGUCGCCUCGCACUGGCAGCAGCUCAUGCUGAAGAUGGAAGACCGCCUCAAGCUUGUCAAUGCCUCUGUCGCCUUCUACAAGACUUCUGAGCAGGUCUGCAGUGUCCUGGAAAGUCUGGAGCAGGAGUACAAGAGAGAAGAGGACUGGUGUGGCGGGGCCGACAAGCUGGGCCCCAAUUCUGAGACUGACCACGUCACCCCCAUGAUUAGCAAGCACCUCGAACAAAAGGAAGCCUUCCUGAAGGCUUGCACACUGGCCAGGAGGAACGCAGACGUCUUCCUAAAGUACCUGCACAGGAACAGCGUGAGCAUGCCGGGGAUGGUGACGCACAUCAAAGCUCCGGAACAGCAAGUAAAAAAUAUCUUGAAUGAGCUCUUCCAGCGGGAAAACAGGGUAUUGCAUUAUUGGACCAUGAGGAAAAGGCGGCUGGACCAGUGUCAGCAGUACGUGGUCUUCGAGAGGAGCGCCAAGCAGGCAUUAGAGUGGAUCCACGACAAUGGGGAGUUCUACCUUUCCACACAUACCUCAACAGGGUCCAGCAUUCAGCACACACAGGAGCUGUUGAAAGAACACGAGGAGUUUCAGAUAACUGCCAAGCAAACCAAAGAGAGGGUGAAGCUAUUGAUACAGCUGGCCGAUGGCUUUUGUGAAAAAGGGCAUGCCCAUGCAGCAGAAAUUAAAAAAUGUGUGACCGCAGUGGAUAAGAGGUACAGAGAUUUCUCUCUGCGCAUGGAGAAGUACCGGACCUCUUUGGAGAAAGCCCUGGGGAUUUCUUCAGAUUCCAACAAAUCGAGUAAAAGCCUGCAGUUGGACAUCAUCCCUGCCAGUAUCCCCGGGUCAGAGGUGAAGCUUCGGGAUGCUGCCCACGAGCUUAAUGAAGAGAAACGGAAGUCUGCCCGCAGGAAAGAGUUUAUCAUGGCUGAACUAAUUCAAACGGAAAAGGCUUAUGUCAGAGACCUCCGUGAGUGUAUGGAUACCUACCUGUGGGAAAUGACCAGUGGCGUGGAGGAGAUCCCGCCAGGCAUUGUCAACAAAGAGCUCAUCAUCUUUGGGAACAUGCAGGAGAUCUACGAGUUCCACAACAACAUCUUCCUGAAGGAGCUGGAGAAGUACGAGCAGCUCCCAGAGGACGUGGGACACUGCUUUGUCACCUGGGCAGACAAGUUUCAGAUGUAUGUCACAUACUGCAAAAAUAAACCUGAUUCUACACAGCUGAUACUAGAGCACGCAGGGUCCUACUUUGACGAGAUCCAGCAGCGGCAUGGCUUAGCCAAUUCCAUCUCUUCCUACCUGAUCAAACCAGUUCAGCGGAUAACAAAGUAUCAGCUCCUUUUAAAGGAGCUGCUCACAUGCUGUGAGGAAGGAAAGGGAGAGAUCAAAGAUGGCCUGGAGGUGAUGCUCAGCGUACCCAAGCGAGCCAAUGAUGCCAUGCACCUCAGCAUGCUGGAAGGGUUUGACGAAAACAUUGAGUCUCAGGGAGAGCUCAUCCUGCAGGAGUCCUUCCAAGUGUGGGACCCGAAAACCUUAAUUCGGAAGGGUCGAGAACGGCAUCUCUUCCUUUUUGAAAUGUCCUUGGUGUUUAGUAAAGAAGUGAAAGACUCCAGCGGGAGAAGCAAGUACCUCUACAAAAGCAAGCUGUUUACCUCAGAGUUGGGUGUCACAGAACACGUUGAAGGAGAUCCUUGCAAAUUUGCACUGUGGGUGGGGAGGACGCCAACUUCAGAUAAUAAAAUUGUCCUUAAGGCAUCCAGUAUCGAGAACAAGCAGGACUGGAUCAAGCACAUCCGUGAGGUGAUCCAGGAGAGGACGGUGCACCUGAGAGGAGCCCUGAAGGAGCCCAUUCACAUCCCCAAAACAGCUCCAGCAGCAAGGCAGAAGGGGAGGAGGGACGGAGAAGACCUGGACAGCCAAGGGGAUGGCAGCAGCCAGCCCGACACCAUUUCCAUCGCCUCCCGGACAUCUCAGAACACACUGGACAGUGAUAAGCUUUCUGGUGGCUGCGAGCUGACGGUCGUGAUUCAUGACUUCACAGCCUGCAACAGCAAUGAGCUGACCAUCCGGCGUGGCCAGACAGUGGAGGUCCUGGAACGGCCUCACGACAAGCCCGACUGGUGUCUGGUGCGCACCACGGACAGGUCCCCUGCAGCAGAAGGCCUUGUGCCCUGUGGCUCACUGUGCAUUGCCCAUUCCCGAAGUAGCAUGGAGAUGGAGGGCAUCUUCAACCACAAAGACUCACUGUCGGUCUCCAGUAAUGAUGCCAGCCCACCAGCCUCUGUGGCUUCCCUUCAGCCCCACAUGAUCGGAGCACAGAGUUCACCAGGUCCCAAGCGGCCCGGCAACACCCUGCGCAAGUGGCUCACGAGCCCCGUGCGGCGGCUCAGCAGCGGUAAGGCCGAUGGGCAUGCAAAGAAGCUGGCCCACAAGCACAAGAAGAGCCGGGAGGUCCGGAAGAGCGCGGAUGCUGGAUCGCAGAAAGAUUCGGAUGACAGUGCUGCCACCCCGCAGGAUGAGACCAUCGAAGAGAGAGGACGGAACGAGGGUCUCAGCAGUGGUACACUGUCCAAGUCCUCGUCCUCGGGCAUGCAGAGCUGCGGAGAAGAAGAAGGCGAGGAGGGCGCCGACGCUGUACCACUGCCUCCACCCAUGGCCAUUCAGCAGCACAGCCUCCUUCAGCCGGACUCGCAGGAUGACAAGGCCUCUUCAAGGUUAUUGGUCCGCCCCACCAGCUCUGAGACGCCCAGCGCAGCUGAGCUUGUCAGUGCGAUUGAAGAACUCGUGAAAAGCAAAAUGGCGCUGGAGGAUCGUCCCAGCUCGCUGCUCGUCGACCAGGGAGACAGUAGCAGCCCAUCCUUCAAUCCCUCAGACAAUUCCCUCCUCUCAUCCUCCUCACCCAUUGAUGAGAUGGAAGAAAGAAAAUGCAGCUCUCUGAAGAGAAGGCACUAUGUUUUGCAAGAGUUAGUGGAGACAGAGCGAGACUAUGUGCGGGACCUUGGCUGUGUGGUUGAGGGCUACAUGGCACUUAUGAAGGAAGACGGCGUUCCUGAUGACAUGAAGGGAAAAGACAAGAUCGUGUUUGGCAACAUCCAUCAGAUUUAUGACUGGCACAGAGACUUUUUUUUAGGAGAGUUGGAGAAGUGCCUUGAAGAUCCAGAAAAGCUCGGAUCCCUUUUUGUAAAGCAUGAGAGACGGUUGCACAUGUACAUAGUUUAUUGUCAAAAUAAGCCAAAGUCUGAGCACAUUGUGUCCGAGUACAUCGACACCUUUUUUGAGGACUUAAAGCAGCGCCUGGGCCACAGACUGCAGCUCACUGAUCUGUUGAUCAAACCGGUGCAGAGAAUCAUGAAGUACCAGCUGCUCCUGAAGGACUUCCUCAAGUACUCAAAAAAAGCUAGCCUGGACACGUCCGAAUUAGAGAAAGCUGUAGAAGUCAUGUGCAUCGUGCCGAAGCGCUGUAAUGACAUGAUGAAUGUCGGCCGGCUGCAGGGAUUUGACGGUAAAAUUGUUGCCCAGGGUAAACUGCUCUUACAGGACACAUUCCUGGUCACAGAUCAAGAUGCAGGACUUCUGCCUCGAUGCAAAGAGAGGCGGGUUUUCCUCUUUGAACAGAUCGUCAUAUUCAGCGAACCACUUGAUAAAAAAAAGGGCUUUUCCAUGCCAGGAUUUCUGUUCAAGAACAGUAUCAAGGUGAGUUGCCUCUGCCUGGAGGAAAAUGUGGAGAGCGAUCCCUGUAAGUUCGCCCUGACGUCCAGGACGGGCGAUGCCGUGGAGACUUUCGUUUUGCAUUCAUCCAGUCCAAGCGUCCGGCAAACAUGGAUCCAUGAGAUCAACCAAAUCUUAGAAAACCAGCGCAACUUUUUAAACGCCUUGACAUCACCCAUCGAGUACCAGAGGAACCAUAGUGGGGGCGGCGGCAGUGGCAGCGGGGGCAGCAGCGGCGGGGGCGGGGGCAGCGGCGGCAGCGGGGCCUCCAGCGGAGGCAGCAGCAGCCAUGGCAGUGGCCCCAGCAGCUGUAGCAGUGGCCCCAGCUCGAGCAGGAGCAGGCCCUCCAGGAUCCCACAGCCUGUCAGACACCACCCCCCCAUGCUGGUCUCCUCUGCAGCCUCAAGCCAGGCAGAGGCAGACAAGAUGUCAGGUAUGUCUGCUCCCAGCCCCUCACUGCCUACCCCCAGCAGCAGCCUGGCCCUUGAGGCCAGCCUUGGCCAGCCCAGCAGGCUCCCCCUGAGUGGAGACUCCGAAGGUCAUGAGCGAGAAACAGAACCCAUUCCCAAGAUGAAGGUGAUGGAGAGCCCCCGGAAGGCCCCAGGGAGUACUUCCGGUACAAGCCAAGACGGAAACACCAAGGAUGCCCGGGGGAACCUGGGCUCACUGCCUCUGGGCAAGACUAGGCCUGGGGCCGUUUCACCGCUGAACUCUCCUCUCUCCACUACGUUCCCUUCUCCUUUUGGCAAGGAGGCCUUUCCUCCCAGCAGCCCCCUGCAGAAGGGGGGCUCCUUCUGGAGCUCCAUUCCUGCUUCCCCUGCCAGCCGGCCAAGCUCCUUCACCUUCCCGGGGGACAGUGACUCCCUCCAGCGACAGUCGCACCGCCAUGCAGCCCCCAGCAAGGACACAGACCGCAUGAGCACGUGCUCCUCGGCCAGCGAGCAGUCCGUGCAGUCCACUCAGAGCAACGGGAGUGAAGGCAGCAGCAGUAGCAACAUCUCCACCAUGCUGGUGACACACGAGUACACGGCAGUGAAGGAGGAUGAGAUAAACGUCUAUCAAGGAGAGGUCGUUCAAAUUCUGGCCAGCAACCAGCAGAACAUGUUUCUGGUGUUCCGAGCCGCCACUGACCAGUGCCCCGCAGCCGAGGGCUGGAUUCCGGGCUUCGUCUUGGGCCAUACGAGUGCAGUUAUCAUGGAGAACCCCGAUGGGACUCUCAAGAAAUCAACAUCUUGGCACACAGCACUCCGUUUAAGGAAGAAGUCUGAGAAGAAAGAUAAAGACGGCAAAAGGGAUGGCAAGUUGGAGAAUGGGUACAGGAAGCCACGAGAAGGGCUCAGUAACAAGGUAUCUGUGAAGCUUCUUAACCCCAACUACAUUUAUGACGUUCCCCCAGAAUUUGUUAUCCCAUUGAGUGAGGUCACGUGCGAGACAGGGGAGACCGUUGUUUUUAGAUGUCGUGUCUGUGGCCGCCCCAAGGCCUCAAUCACCUGGAAGGGCCCGGAACACAACACUUUGAACAACGAUGACCACUACAGCAUCUCCUACAGUGACGUUGGGGAGGCCACUCUGAAGAUCAUCGGUGUGAGCACAGAAGAUGAUGGUAUCUACACCUGCAUCGCUGUGAAUGACAUGGGUUCAGCCUCGUCUUCUGCCAGUCUGAGGGUUCUAGGUCCAGGGAGUGAUGGGAUCGUGGUGACUUGGAAGGACAACUUCGACGCCUUCUACAGUGAAGUGGCUGAGCUUGGCAGGGGCAGGUUUGCUGUAGUUAAGAAAUGUGACCAGAAGGGAACCAAACGAGCAGUGGCCACAAAGUUUGUGAACAAGAAGUUGAUGAAGCGUGACCAGGUCACUCAUGAGCUCAGCAUCCUGCAGAACCUGCAGCACCCCCUCCUCGUGAGCCUUCUUGACACCUUCGAGACCCCCACCAGUUACAUCCUGGUUCUGGAAAUGGCUGACCAAGGUCGCCUCCUCGACUGUGUGGUCCGGUGGGGAAGCCUCACCGAAGGGAAGGUCAGAGCGCACCUGGGGGAAGUUCUGGAAGCCGUCCGAUACCUUCACAACUGCAGGAUAGCACACCUGGACCUAAAGCCUGAGAAUAUCUUGGUGGAUCAGAGUUUGGCCAAGCCAACCAUUAAACUGGCUGACUUUGGAGAUGCUGUCCAGCUCAACACCACCUACUACAUCCACCAGUUGCUGGGGAACCCCGAGUUUGCAGCCCCGGAAAUCAUUCUUGGGAACCCUGUCUCCCUGACCGCGGACACAUGGAGUGUUGGGGUGCUCACCUACGUGCUGCUCAGCGGCGUGUCCCCCUUCCUGGAUGACAGCGUGGAAGAGACCUGCCUGAAUAUUUGCCGGCUGGACUUUAGCUUCCCAGAGGACUACUUUCAAGGAGUUAGCCAGAAGGCCAAAGAAUUUGUGUGCUUCCUCCUACAGGAGGACCCCGCCAAGCGUCCCUCGGCUGCACUGGCCCUGCAGGAACAGUGGCUGCAGGCAGGCAACGGCAGCAGCAAAGGCACGGGCGUCCUGGACACGUCCAGACUGACCUCCUUCAUUGAGCGGCGCAAACACCAGAAUGAUGUUCGACCUAUCCGUAGCAUUAAAAACUUCUUACAAAGCAGGCUUCUGCCGAGAGUCUGACCUAUCUUGAAGUUCUUUCUCAUUCUCUUUCACCUGCCAAUCAGCUGUUAAUUUGAAUUUUUGAAGAGGAAACCAAACCAAAACUAAGUGGCCGGCCGCCGGCUGUUCAUCGUGUGAAAUGGCAUUCCAAGUGAGCUGUGCUCAACAGCGCUUGGGCUCAGAGCUGCAAGGUGCGCUGGGGUGGAGGACCUUCAGUUACACUCUGCACGGGCAGAGACCGCAUUGCUGGAUCACAGUAUUUUAUUCAGGUUCCUGCAAAAAUAAUAAUAAUAAUAAAAAGAGAUACUUUUUUUAAAUGAACAUGGAUAGAAUUUUGCAAAUUUAACAUUUUCAAGAUUUAUUCAAAAAAACAUGCCUAUGUUCAAACCACUGGUGUUACACAGAACUGAGAAACUGUGCAUUUCUGGGAGAGACUCGCCAGGUGGCAGCUACUCCUGUGGGCUCAGCCAGUGCUUGGUGUCCACCUGGCACGGAGCUUUUCCAGCUGCCUCGUCUGGGUACAUCUGCCGGUCACCAGACUUGGCUUCUGAGAUGUGUGUUCAACCUCAAUCUUUUGCAUAAAAUAUAAUGAAUGGUUUUGCUCUGAUGAAAUGUAGGCCUUACUUGUACAUAAGACUCUUCCUGCCUUUUGUCUGGCAAUCCCCCACCCCUUUCCCUCCUACCCACCGCCUGGGCCUUCCUCUCGGGGGGUCUGAUGGGGUCUGUCCAUCCAAUGGAGACUUGAGGCUGGGUCCAGCCCCACUGCCCCCUCCCCAGCCCCACCACCCCAAACCGUCAAUCAGAUUGUUGAACGGUAUACAGUCAGAUGAAAAUACUGUAAAUGCACUCAUUGGGGUUUUUGGGUUUUUUUUUUUUUUUUGGUUUUUUUGUUUGUUUUUGGUUUUGUUUUUAUUUUAUACCAUGUGCAAUGUUGUGGCUUUAACAUUUUCUGCAACUAUUUAUGAAGACUUCUGUUAUACGUGUAAUAAAUAUAUAGAAAAAGCACAUACUUCGCAAGUGAGCUUUAUGGUUCUGUGUGUGUUGGGGGUGGGUCGUAGCCCUGUGCCAUCCGUCAAGGACACUUAACUCUUCGUGAAAUUUGUCAGUUUUGAGGACUGUAAAAAGUGAUUUCAUACUCUGAAUAUAAAACUGGAUAAUAGGGUAAUGUUUUAAAUUUUAUUAUGCUAUUAUUCAGAAUGCCAAAGUAUUAUUUUUUUCCCAGAAUCAGUCUGAACAUUUACUACUUUUUAGACUUUUUGACAUUCAACUUUCUGUAUAAAAAUUGGCGGAUUUUAAGCUUUUGGUAAGAAAAGCCAAGUAAGUGCUGGCCACCCUGAGGCUGGUGUGCAGUGCCCGAGUCACAGUGGCGGAGCUGGCGCUGGGGUGGGAAGUCCUUCAACACAAGAAGUUGGAUUUCUGGCAAGCUUGGAUUUUUCUGGAUGUCUUUUUAUCUUUAUUGUGUGAAAUACACUUUAAAAAGAGACCAGCUUGCUUCCCAAGCCAGACAGACAUCUGGGUCGUGAGCCAUAAACUGGCAUAAUUAAGCUUUGCAGUUUCCGGUGUAUUUUAUUUAUUCUGUUGGGUUUUUUUUUGUGUGUUUGUUUCUUGUAAAAUUGUACAGAAACUUUUUAAGAGAAAUUGGAUUCAAAAACUGGAUGUGUAUCUGUAACCUCAUAACUUUUAUUUGUGUACUGUUUUCUUUGAUUAUUUCAGUUAAAACUUUUACAUUAUUUUUUUGCAUGUAUAUUUCUUUGUACAGAAACCGUACAUGUUUACACAGUAUGAUGUGAUGUAAAUAUUUUAUUUUGCCAUCAGUUAUUUUAAAAAAUUAAACAUAUUUGCCUGA